AUGUCAUUCCAGUUGGACUGUGAUUCAAAACAGUAAGCCUGAUAUUUGAUUAGUCGAGGACCGAACGAUAAGUGGUAAAUGAAUUGAUUCGUGUGUGUUUAGUUACUUGUUAUCAUUGUUCAACUUUUCCUUUUUCUCUGUUUUCUAAUGGCUUCGAUGCUGAAUCUUUUACCGAAUCGAUUGUCGCAAGGAUUAACAGCGGCAUAUUUUACCGUAACUAGUUGGAGUCUUCGAAGACGCUCGACGCUAGUGCAAACAACCAAUAUGGUUCGUAUGACGGUGACAAAGAUACCGGCUUUGAAGGACAACUUCAUGUACCUAGUAGUUUGUAACGAGACCAGAAAUGCAGCUAUUGUGGAUCCGGUGGAACCAGAUCGAGUGUUACAAGUAGUCAAAGAUGUGGGUGUAUCGUUAAACAAAGUACUGACUACUCACCACCAUUGGGAUCAUGCUGGUGGUAAUGCUGAUUUAUUCAAACGUUACCAGAUGGACCCAUCUUUGGGGCCGUUGGCCAUUUAUGGAGGGCAGGAUGAACGAAUUCCCAAUUUAACGAAUCCGGUUGAUCAGGAUGAUACAUUGGAAAUUGGUAAUCUUAAGGUGCGCUGUAUUUCCACUCCUUGCCAUACGACCUCCCACAUCUGUUAUUAUAUUGAAACUCCAGAGGACAAGGUAGUUUUUACUGGCGAUACGCUUUUCCUGGCUGGCUGCGGCCGAUUCUUUGAAGGAACACCUCAGCAAAUGUACGAUGCUUUGAUUAAAAAACUUUCUGCGCUGCCGGAUGACACCAAGGUAUACUGCGGUCACGAGUAUGCUUUAAACAAUCUUCGUUUCGGAAUCACUGUUGAACCUAAUAACGAAGAUAUCGCGAAGUUACUUGCCAUUGCCAAGGACGCAGAUUUGGAUGGUCGUCGUGCCAUGGUGCCUUCGACAAUUGGGCAAGAAAAACGAACGAAUGUUUUCAUGCGGGUCCAUGAAGGAAAUGUACAGCAGUUUGUGGGUAAGAAUACUCCAUUGGAAACGAUGCAGGCGCUACGUGCGGCCAAAGAUAAAUUUUGAAGAUGCUUUCAGAAAUGAUCAGUUAUUAAUAAAUAUGCGUUUUUAUUAUGCGUUGGGGGAAACUAACAAUUUGAAACAUGAUGUAGAAUGGGGUUUGCAAUCAUUCAAUAAACUGCAUUAUUUCGAUA
Molecule: messenger RNA, 1184 nt
Organism: Topomyia yanbarensis
Lineage: Eukaryota; Metazoa; Arthropoda; Insecta; Diptera; Culicidae
Gene: tzn
Product: hydroxyacylglutathione hydrolase, mitochondrial
Exons: 3
Coding region: 148-1056 (302 amino acids)
Molecular function (GO): hydroxyacylglutathione hydrolase activity
Source: RefSeq, a predicted model, not a curated record